AUGACAGACCCAAUACUGACAGACCCAACUUUUGAAAAUAAUUUUUAUGAUUUUCUCGACCAACCUCCCGUUAAUACUAUUUCAGACACCUUGACAAACGUUGACGUGUCAAAUCCUUUUCAUGAUGCUAUAUCACCUCUGAGACCUGCUAGUUCAGCUUCCAAUUAUCAAGAGAAUUCUGAAAAUGGUCAAUACAAUACCACCCCCAAUUUCAGUCACCAAAAGAAGGCUAGUAUACCGAAUCCUUUAGAACACAUUUUAGACGAGGAUUCAAGUUCAAGUACGACGCCAACUAUUAUUGUGCAACGAGAUGGGCUCGGCAGUAGUGCUGCUUCAGUUUCAGCUUCUUCGAGAAGUCUGUACGAACAUAGAGAUCUAGAUGUCGAUGUUGCUUCAGUUACUGCUAUAUCUAUUCCGUAUGAUAGUAGGUCUUCUGAAAGUGACGACGAGGAAAGCAGUAGUUAUGACGAAGAGAAUUAUAAUGGAGGUGCCCCAACUGGGCACCCUAAUUUUGCAAUGCUUCACCAAUCGGAAAAUCAAUAUCGUGAUCAAGUUCCUUUACCAAAAUUUGAAAUAGCAGUAGAAGAUCCCCAGCAAAUUGGAGAUACGUUUACUGGAUAUAUUCUGUAUAACGUCCGAACGAGGACGACGUCGACAAAAUUCAAAAGCCAAGAUUUUACUGUUCGUAGAAGAUAUCGUGACUUUCUAUGGCUAUAUAAUCAAUUGACAUUGAACAAACCAGGAGUAAUUGUGCCGCCUGUUCCAGACAAACAUAUUUACGUGCUUGCGGCAGCCCGCUUUCAACACGAAUUUGUUGAAAACAGACGUCAAGCCCUCGAAAAAUGUUUAAAUAAAAUAACCUCGCAUCCAGAACUUCAGGAUGAUUCGGAUUUACAGUUAUUCCUAGAGUCUGAUACUUUUACAACUGAUUUGAAAAGAAACGAGUCCAAAGGUGUUUUAAGAUCGCUGAGCGACGCAAUGUCAAAUGCUACUACUUUUAAUAAAUUUACAGAAACUGAUGAGUGGUUUGAGAAUCGUCGUAAUCAAUUAGAUAUUCUGGAGUCACAACUGAAAGCUUUAUUGAAGUCAGUUGAGGCUGUAGUAAAACAACGGAAAGACCUUGGUGGUGCAACUAAAGAAUUCGGUGAGAGUAUGAUGACUCUUGCAUGUGCCGAAUAUGAAAAGAAUGAAAAUGUUGCUAGAAAUUUAACUGUCCUUGGAAAUCUCCAGCUCAAAAUAAGAGAACUUCACGAGAUUCAGGCUCAGAGAGAUGUUGUCGCACUUGAAAAUACCGUCGAAGAGUAUAUACGGUUAAUUGGCUCUAUUAAAGUCGCGUUUAGUUCACGUGCAAAAUGCUAUCAAACAUGGCAAAAUGUACUUUAUGAAUUACAAAAAAAGAAGAUGACAUAUGAUCGAUUCAAAUCGCAGGGUAGACUUCGUCAUGAGAGAUUAUCCUUGAUGAUAGCUGAUAUUUCUGAGAAUGAACGUAAAAGCGAAGAUUGCAGACACGAGUUUGAACGCGUCACCAAGCUGAUCAAAGCGGAAAUUGAUCGUUUUGAUAAGGAGAAGGUUGAAGAUUUCAAAAAUUCUCUUGAAAAUUUUUUGGAAUCGAUGGUGCAAACCCAAAAACAGAUUAUUGCGCUUUGGGAAUCAUAUUUUAAGGAAAUUGAGGUGGAUAAGAGAUCAUCGUCAGAACAAAUCGCUGUGUCUACAAAUUAA
Ambispora gerdemannii is the source of this 1719-nucleotide messenger RNA. Lineage: Eukaryota; Fungi; Glomeromycota; Glomeromycetes; Archaeosporales; Ambisporaceae. The record is from the annotation of a GenBank genome assembly.